Colletotrichum phormii is the source of this 2477-nucleotide messenger RNA. RefSeq lists its product as uncharacterized. The transcript is spliced from 9 exons. Gene Ontology annotation, biological process: regulation of DNA-templated transcription. Gene Ontology annotation, molecular function: DNA-binding transcription factor activity, RNA polymerase II-specific; zinc ion binding. The coding region runs from base 142 to 2292 and encodes 716 amino acids. The record is from RefSeq and is a predicted model, not a curated record. Lineage: Eukaryota; Fungi; Ascomycota; Sordariomycetes; Glomerellales; Glomerellaceae.
CCGCUCCGUGUGACAAUCCCCGAUUCGCCCGGAAGGAUUCUUGUCUCGCUCAACUUUGCCCCCCGUAGCCAUCCGUCUCUCUGACCAACGCAGUUGACCUCACUUUACCACGUCUGUAUAUCGUUAUCGUCACAUUCGGCCAUGAGCACAAUGACAGAAGCCGUUGUACCUCCUGGUCCGGCUUCCGCAGCAAAGAAGAAGUUCGCAACGCCCCCGGUUAAGAUCGCCUGCCUUGCCUGUCGAGCUUCACGUACACGAUGCGAUGGAGCAAGCCCAUGUGCUAGUUGUAAAAGUCGGGGGCGCGAAUGCGUCUUCAAGCCCAGCAGAAGAGGCGGCGCUCGCGUGAGGCGAAAGCCGCGGCCGGCUGAAGAGCUGGCCCAACAGGUCCAGGCGUUCGAUGGCGAGAUGCCUCCAGACGAGGUCACUCAUCAAGAUCGUGAGUCUUUGCGGUUGGGAUCCUCGUCCGAGCAGCUCUUGACCGAUGCUACAGCCAUCUCUGUUCAAAACUACAUCGAUCCUGGUGCGGGCUUGAAGCAGCUGCAGGACUUCUUCCAAGACAGCGACUUCAUCUUCGAUACUCUGUUCAUGUCGGGCGUCCCUGGCAGCACCAGCGGUGAAAGCGCAUCGGAACACUCAUUCAGCUUCCCAACGCCUCAAAUUCCAGUUGCCAGAACGUAUAAGAGUGACCAGGCCAUCCUAGAUGCGUACUAUAUCUUCAUCCACCCCUUCUUCCCUAUUCUUCCUGCUCCCUCAGGCCUGCCCAUGGAUCAAGCAGUGCCGCACUUCCAGAAUGACACGGAAGGCUUCGCAGACGAAUAUCAGCCAUCGACGCCCAUCAGUCUGGCCAUCUCUGCAAUUCUGGCGUUGAUCCCGUAUCACAACGACACCAACCAUCUCAACAAAGAGUCAGUGGUCUUCCGGCGGAGGUAUGCGCAAUACCUAGCACAAUGCGCCAUCGAGAGCAUCGAGAUCGAAUCGGAGAUUCCGGAUUCGUCCAUUGAGCCGCCUAAAGCGCUCAACGAGUCUCCAGACGACUUCCCAAGGCAGCAAUUCCACCCUGGCGUGCCUAUCGAGCUGGAGAGUAUCAUCGCCUUGGACAUACUAAGUGUGUAUGAGUAUGCGCAACGGGGCAACCUGAAGAAGAUGCAGGCCCGGGCAGGCCAAGCCCUGGUUGCUGCCAUGUCUUUGUCUAUCCACACCUGCACCGAAGACGAUGCAUUCUCAGAAGCGAGGCGAAGGGUUUGGUGGAUGACGUAUAUUUGCGUUUGCCAAGGAUCGAUUGUCAGCAACUCAGAACCAACAUUUUCAGUGUUUACUCCUAGCUACACCGCCAAGUACCCCGUGAUACAGUCGGAUCCUGAGGCUUUUGCCGUCUACAUUCAGGCACAGCAAGCGAUCCUGUCAGCGACCCAAUUUGUCAUCGAGCUCAACAAGACUGUAAAGUCCGGCGGUGACAUGGCGCGCAUUUACGCGCGCAUGAAGGAGAUGGAGGCGUACCUCGAACCUCUUAACACCAUGGCUGACUCUUGGAUCCUUCAGUCAACGACAACAACGCCACUGGAUCCUACAGAAGAGGUUUUAUCACGCUCCCUCCGGUGCAUGGCUCGAAUCAAACUCAACAGCGCACGAAUCAAGCUUCACCGAUACUGUGCUUUCUUUGACAUGCCCGUCUUUUCCGGCAAAUACUGCGAUCUCAAGUCCAAGGCCGACAACGAUUCCAACAUGGAACCACGGAGUUGGCCGUCAUGUUCAUGUAGCUCCAUGAUGAGCUUGCCAUCACCACCAGUGGCCAUGUCAAAUGGAUCGACCUCGCCACCAGGAAAGAAGUCUCCUCACUCGGAACACUCGCCUACUAGCCAGUCGCCAGCGACGUUCCCCUUCAGCAGUCAUCAGUCGGCCAAGAUCUGUCUCAAAGCGGCCAUCAACAUUUCACAAUCCUUUGACGACCUACCGUACCCCAAUCCCUUCGGUCAGCUAUGCCCCGCCCCUUGCUAUCUGGCACCCACAUCGACCAUCGUAUGUCCGAGGACAAUGCCCUCGUUCGCUUGCUGUGCUAUGCAAUGCGCGUACGCCUUGCUUAUGGUCAAUCACAAGACCAAGGCCAUGUAUCCGGAAAACGCAAUGGCCACGCCGAUGGUGGAAAGCCUCCUGAUGCGACUGCAGACGGGGUUGGCCUCUAUCUCGGCGACAUUGGAAAAUUAUGCCACGGCGUUUGAAGCACUCGGUGGGAUGCGCGACCAAAUUCGGAGUGUCAUCGAACCCACCAUGAUGUUUGACGGUCCGGUCCAGUAAUGGCCCGAUCGGCAUUUCGCCUCCAGUUUAAUUAUCCCCAGUCUAUCUGCAGACUGCCUCGCAUCUCGCCGGGCGCCCGCAUUUUGGUUUCUAACAGCAUCUGACGACAUCCCGAUAUAGGAUCUGAACACGGCCUCUGGGUGGAGUCUCGGGAACGUCUGGGAAAAAAGGGGGGAGGGGGGGUU